Helobdella robusta is the source of this 369-nucleotide messenger RNA. RefSeq lists its product as hypothetical. The coding region runs from base 1 to 369 and encodes 122 amino acids. NCBI's taxonomy places the organism in Eukaryota, Metazoa, Annelida, Clitellata, Rhynchobdellida, Glossiphoniidae. The transcript has 4 exons. The record is from RefSeq and is a predicted model, not a curated record.
AUGUCGUUUUGCUGGCACAGACAAGUCGAGAGUACUCAGGAGUUUCUGGAGAAUAAUCAUUUCCAAUUCAAUUCAGAAAGUGCCCUGAGGCUUUUCAAAAAUGUAAUCAGAAUUUUUAUGCCAGUGCUAAAAUGUGUCGUUGCGUUUGCGUGUGCGAUCUCGCAGGCGCGUGUGGCGUGUGGCAAAGACCGACACAAAUGCACUCAUACAAACACAAACACGCCCCAACAAAUAUUGAACAUGGACAUAGAACAAGCAGUGAGAAAGGGCACAAACUUAAUACAUUUGAAUGAACACGUGACCGCGGCUGACGAACCUGAUAAGACACAUCGGUUGACAUUCCGCGAAAUGGACAUGAAAUCGGCAUGA